Molecule: messenger RNA, 4569 nt
Organism: Anastrepha obliqua
Lineage: Eukaryota; Metazoa; Arthropoda; Insecta; Diptera; Tephritidae
Gene: Octbeta3R
Product: octopamine receptor beta-3R
Exons: 8
Coding region: 1-4569 (1522 amino acids)
Biological process (GO): adenylate cyclase-activating adrenergic receptor signaling pathway
Cellular component (GO): membrane
Molecular function (GO): octopamine receptor activity
Source: RefSeq, a predicted model, not a curated record
AUGUGCACGAACGUUGCAGCUGCCGCAGCGAGUAGCAGCAGCAAUAAAAACAAAAAUGAAAAAUCUGAUAGCAGUAGAAGUUACAAUAAUAGCAACCACUAUGUUAGCAGCGGUAGUCGACGUAACAGCGUAGCAACCACAAUCGCCGCCAGCUUAGCUGUAAUCACUUAUUUUGGCCAUCCGGGCGCCACGCAAAGUUUUGCCGCCACGUCGACGACGAAUGCGGCACCAACGCAAGGUGAAGCCAAUACGGGCAGCUUUGCAACGACGGCAACAACAACGGUGGCAGCUACAGCAGAAGCAAAUGCAUCCGCUUAUACGGUCCACGCUGCAAGCUUGAGUACAACUUCCAAUGCAACAACGACUGCAACCACCUCCGCCAGCGUGGGCGCAUCCUCGACGACUGUCAAGCGAAAUGCGAAAUAUUUCAGCGACAAUGGUUAUGCAGCUGCAGCUACAACAGCAUCAAGUGCAACUGUAACAGCAAGUGCCUUGGCCACCAGCAUCAGCCAAACGGAAGCGACUUUCAGCGCGUUGAUGCUCAAUGACACACACAUAGAUAACUACAAUGGCAGCUAUGGCAUUGGCAGCAUUUAUGGUAGUGAUACCACUUUCAAUAAUAAUAGCACCAACAACAACAACAACAUUAACUUCACUGCACUCAACAUCACCGAUAUCGUUUUGCAAAACAACAGAGAUAAGUGGUUGAGUUUGUCGAUAUUCAUCGUGAAAGGUUUCAUAUUUGCAAUGAUUAUCUCGGCAGCGGUGUUGGGCAAUGCGUUGGUAAUCAUUUCGGUGCGGCGCAAUCGGAAAUUACGUGUUAUCACAAAUUAUUUCGUCGUCUCGCUGGCCAUGGCGGACAUGUUGGUAGCGUUGUGUGCGAUGACAUUUAAUGCGACGGUAGAGCUGUCAGAAGGCAAAUGGAUGUUCGGGCCGUUCAUGUGCAAUGUAUACAACAGCUUGGAUGUUUACUUUUCCACCGCGAGUAUUUUGCAUUUAUGCUGCAUCUCGGUCGAUCGGUACUAUGCCAUUGUCCGGCCACUAGAAUAUCCACUCUAUAUGACAAAUCGUACUGUGUGCUUUAUGUUGGCCAAUGUUUGGAUACUACCGGCGCUCAUAUCAUUUACGCCCAUCUUUCUCGGCUGGUAUACAACGGCCGAGCAUCAGCGCGAAACCUUAUUGCAUCCGGAUCAGUGUUCAUUUGUGGUCAACAAGGCAUAUGCGCUCAUAUCAAGCUCGGUCAGCUUUUGGAUACCAGGCAUCGUUAUGCUUUGUAUGUAUUGGCGCAUCUACAAAGAAGCGGUGCGUCAACGUAAAGCUUUAAGUCGCACUAGUUCGAAUAUUUUAUUGAAUAGUGUACAUAUGGGACACACGCAGCAUUCGACUAAUCUCAAUUAUUUGCAUCCAAGCGAUUGUGAAUUUAGUGCAACGAUGGGACGUGAAGAAACACAUAGCGCAAUAAGCAAUUUCGAGGAUAUACUGCCACAAACAACAGACGAUGACGACGAUAAAGACGACUGUGAUGAACUACGGGUACCAGCACCACCCCGACGGCUAAGCCGUAGCAGUAUCGAUUUGCGCGACUUAGAGCUGGAGCGUUACGAGAAGGUCACUCAUACCGACAGCGCGCCCUCUAUGAUCGCACUACACUACGCUACACAACAGCAACAAAAUAUUGAUGAUGGCACCACCAUCAAUCCACAAAUAUGGACAGAAGGCCUGGCAGAUCUGCAACAAUCUGUUUACAUCACUAAAAGAUCAGCCUCUCCAAUCAACUCACACAGCAGCUCGCCAAAGCAUUCACCCAGCCAACGCCAAAGCUCUAGCAGUAAGCAUUCCCAAAAAACGCAGCAGAAAAGUUGUGAUUCCGAGCAACAUCAACAAGUGUUUGGCAUGCUAAGCGAUGACAGUGAGCCGAAUGACUAUUACGAUAGUGCGAAGCAUUUGAAAGCUAAGCAUCAGCAGUUGCAAGCGCCAGCAACUUGCCUGCCCAUUGCGGAGGACAACAAGGAAUUGAAGCGUCUCAUAGAAGACAACUAUUUGUACUUCAAGAAGCAAACGGGUGGACAGGAUGCAGGUGAACAGGAUGGCCAACAGGCAUCAAGUAGCGGCAAAUUUCCAGCACGUAGUGAAACUGAUUUCAUUAAGAUGAAAAAUGGACGCAACUACAGUCGUAGUAGUGGCAGCAGCGACGGAAGUGGAAAGAAACCGUUUGCUCUCAGCGAUUCUGAGUUCCUCAAAACCAUGGCAGACUCCAGAAAUAAGCGAAAGCAGCUGGAGUCGCUUAAAGAAGGUGUUGUGAAGGAAGGGAAAGAAAAAGAGAAAGAGAAAGAAAAGGAGAAAGGAUUCACAUUCAAGGGACUGCUGGCGAAGACCAAACGGUCGAGUACAGAGUGCUUCUCAAUCGAAAAGAAGCGUCAUCAGGCUAAUUCCGAGGAAAUACGCAGCAGUCGCGCACAGCUAUUCCGUCGUUCACGCAAUCGUAAGCUGUCCCAUAGUUACAAUGGUGGUAUGAGUCGUAAGCAGGAGGUACGUUCACGCCAACACAGUGACACAGACUCAGAGGCGGGUUUUGUUUAUUUCUCAUACAUAAGUACCAUGGGUGAAAGUCAAGAAAGUUCUGCAACGCGCUACAACACGCCCGACAUUUUGCUCGACAUCAAUGUGCUAAACGAUGACGACCCCAUGAAGGACAACACUUCAGUAAAAACACACGAGUUCGAUAUAACCACCUCGCCACACGGGCACAACAACAGCUCUGUACAGCUCAUCGACUUGGGCGAGUCACAAGAAGUUGCUUUCAGCGGCUCAGAAGACUUCUCACAGUAUACCGACUGCCUAACAGAAUCACCGCACAUACCGGCUACGCCGCCGCCAUCACUAUCGCCUUCCUCACUAGCUGAGCCCAUAGUUCCUGAACAGCUGCUCCACCAGCAGCCCACUCAAUGCGCCAUUGAACUGCCGGAGAAAAGUAAUAUUCUCAUUACCUCGCGCACUGACCUCGUCGAGCUCUUCCGCUCACUAAGUUUUCCCAUCGCUGAGCUCGGGCCCACCACUAUUGACUCGCCACAUCGCAAAUACCACUCAUCAUCCAACUCCACCGAAUCUAAGUCUGGCAAGUCAGCAAAACAGAUUAAACAACGCCUAAGCACACUCAGUGAUCAAAUAUUAGUUACGAAAAAUAGCACCAACUUUCUUAUAUCCCCACCGGCAACACCAAAUUUCAAUUCCGCACAAAACCUACCGACCACUAAAUCAACUGCUUACUCCAGUGCGCCAAGCAACACGGUCAACGUAUACUUUCUUUCACCGCCACCCACAGCAACAUUGCCGCCAUUCUCAAGCAGCUCACCAACAAGCAACCCAUUCACCAGCGACACGUCUACGGUAUCCUUGGACGUGCUCACCGCACUAACAGUGCCACCACCUCAAAUUCAACAGACCUUGGCCAUGCACGCGACACCGCAAGGGUUGCAAGGUAAAUCGCCGAAACCAGAAAUCAUACUUGAUUCCACACUCUCGCCCACCUCGUUACACGGCGGGAAUAAUGGCGAUAUUGAUGGAGGUGAUGGGGGUGAUGGUGGUCUGCUGACCAGCGAAGAGAAGGAGUUAACUUUGCCAUUAUUCAAAAGUCACGACAGCGAACCAGAAACCACCUCGACAACGACGGCACAAGCAGGACGUCAUCGUGGCAGUAUACUGACUGGAGGUGGCGUCAUAUAUGACGGCAACGGUGGCCAAUCGUUGCGCAAACGUCAGGCCUCGGUGGUGACGUACGAUGUUAAUGUCAUCAAUUUUUCACAGGACAACAACGAUAGUCGCAGUUACAUACCAAUGGGUCGUGUAUCGACCAGUUCGGCAAAGCCACUGCGGCCAACCGAAGUUGAUUUCUCACAAAAGUCGUCGCUAAAACGACGCGGUGGCAUUUGCAUAUUUGUCGAUGAAGAAGAGGCCGUUAAUAUGAUUGAGCAAAAGACUGGUAAUGGCAGCCAAGCCAAAUGCAUCACCUUCGAUACUGUGAACGUCGGCUACGAGAGCACCGAUAUGGCCAACACGAAAGUCAUUACAACGGCAGGCAAGUGCCAAUUAUGCGGCGCCAAUAUGCAGUCGCAAUUACGCCUACCAGUUCCCGGCGGCCAGGGACAAGGUCAUAGCCAAAGUGGCAAACGUUUUUGGCACACGAAUCGUUGGUGGCACAAAAGAAAGAAUCGUCAUCAGAGGUCGACGCGAUGUCAGUGCGGCGCUACUGGCGGUUCAGUACGACCGACAAAAGGCUGGAAGGCCGAACAUAAAGCUGCGCGUACUCUAGGCAUCAUAAUGGGAGUAUUUUUACUCUGCUGGCUGCCAUUUUUUCUAUGGUACGUAAUAACUUCUCUCUGUGGUCCCGCCUGUCCCUGUCCCGAUGUGGUCGUCGUUGUACUAUUUUGGAUUGGUUACUUCAACUCGACCCUGAAUCCGCUCAUCUAUGCCUAUUUCAAUCGUGAUUUUCGUGAAGCUUUCCGCAAUACACUCGAGUGUGUCAUACCCUGUUUGCGCAAACGCAAUCCCUACGAUGCCUACUAUGUGUAG